Toxotes jaculatrix (banded archerfish) is the source of this 3266-nucleotide messenger RNA. It is a transcript of the gene arhgef25a, whose product is annotated as Rho guanine nucleotide exchange factor (GEF) 25a. Gene Ontology annotation, cellular component: cytoplasm; plasma membrane. The transcript has 17 exons. Gene Ontology annotation, biological process: axon guidance. Gene Ontology annotation, molecular function: guanyl-nucleotide exchange factor activity. The record is from RefSeq and is a predicted model, not a curated record. The coding region runs from base 719 to 2908 and encodes 729 amino acids. Lineage: Eukaryota; Metazoa; Chordata; Actinopteri; Toxotidae.
AAAAAGUCUAGAUAGUGAAGACAAAGAGCAAGAAAUGAAAGAAGAGAAAGAAUGAUGGAAUGAAGAAUGAAGUUUUGGGAGGGGGUGGUGAUCCACUUGAGCCAAUGAAGAACAAGAAAGGAGGAUUUCAGGGAGGAUUUCAGGGAGGGUGAAGCCCUGAAGUCACAGCUCACCGUUUCAGUAUUCACAGAGAAGGACAGCAGAAGACCCACCUCACGAGGAAACACAAGGAUGAAAGAGAAGGAUGACAAACAAGACAACAGAUGACGCUGCUCAAGGAGGCCUAAGAAAUUCUCCUAUCUGUGUUUCCAAAGGAGGCUUAUAUUAAUAACACAAGGUGGACAUAUUUAUUGGACUAAGCCUGACUUAGAGACACUUGCAACCAACUCACCUGUGUUUACUGGCAGAGGGAAGAGCUCUGAGGUUCCUGUCUGAGACAUUCCCAGGCUCAGACAGAAACAUGCCCUCCUCUUCCAGGAUCAAUUAUUCAUAAGCGUUAGGUUUCCUGUGUGUCAGGGUAGAACAAGGUGGGUUGCGGUGGCACAAGUCCAAACUGUGGCACAGUUUGCUGUGAGACAAGAGCUGAAGGAGCGGAAAACGGGACAAAAAAAGAUAGAAGACACAGACGGCAGAUUGAGAGAGACUGUGUCAGAAUUGGCGAUCAAGGGGUGCAACAGCAGAGGAGAAUAAUUUGAGUUUUUGUUUGGCAUUGGGGAGAAUGAAGGCUCUACAGAAGAACCAGGGACGCACUGACCAGAUGUUGGGAGCCAUGGCUGACGUGCUUACUUCCGUGGCCAUGCCCAAUCAACAGUGGCUCUCAGAGGGGGGUGAGGCAGACCUCCCAUCAAGCGAGGAUGAAAAGGGGCCUGUCCAGGGCCAGUGGGAGCCAGAGGGGCUGGAGUGGGAGCAACAGGCCACUACUACAGAAAACCCAGAGCCGAGAGAAAGAACAGACUCGUACUCAGCAGCAGGCAGCGAGGGCAGCAUCUCCACCUCUGUGGCGUCGCUGCCCCCACAGGCAUCAGGCAGCUCGGCCCCCAGCUCCCCAGGCUCCAGACGCUCGGUGAGCACCCUGAAAAAGUGGCUCACAAACCCUGUCCGCAAACUCAGUGCUGGGGCCACUGCCAAAGGAGAGCGUCAGGUCCGCAAACUUGAGGGGAAACCUCCACCUCUUCCAUCCCACAGCCAGGACCUGGGCAGCUCCCAAAGGCCCGAUGACACUGUCAGCAUCCUGCCUGUCACCCACAGAGAACUGGAGUGGAAAGAUGGCCUGGCAAGCCCUGAGGACCUGUCACCGGCUACUCUCCAGUCCCCCAGCUACAUAACUGACUCACUGAUUGGCUGUACGUCACUGCCAAACACCCAGGACACUCAGUCCACCAGUAUUUUGCCAGAUGACAGUGGCUCAGUGUUGAUGGACGACACCUCCAGCCAAUGGUCAGCUGCAGCUGACACUGAGGAGGAGAGGAGAAGUGCCUUGGAGAAAAGCAUGUAUGUACUGAAGGAGCUUAUUGAGACAGAGAAGCACUAUGUGGGAGAUCUGGGGCUCAUUGUGGAGGGUUACAUGGCCACAAUGAGCUCCAAAGGUAUACCGGAGGACAUGAAGGGAAAAGAUAAGAUUGUUUUUGGGAACAUUCACCAAAUAUUUGACUGGCAUAAAGACUACUUCCUGGGAGAGCUGGAGAAGUGUUUGGCAGAGCCAGAGAUGCUGGCUCAGCUCUUCAUUAAACAUGAGAGGCGUCUGCAUAUGUACGUUGUAUACUGUCAGAACAAGCCCAAGUCGGAACACAUUGUCUCAGAGUACAUUGAGACUUACUUUGAGGAGUUGCGGCAGCAGCUGGGCCACAGGCUGCAGCUCAAUGACCUGCUCAUCAAACCUGUCCAGAGGAUCAUGAAGUACCAGCUGCUGCUCAAGGACUUCCUGAAGUAUUACACCAAAGCAGGGAUGGACACGGAGGAGCUGGAGAAAGCAGUAGAAGUGAUGUGCUUUGUGCCAAAACGCUGCAAUGACAUGAUGAAUGUGGGCCGACUACAAGGCUUCGAGGGAAAGAUCACAGCCCAGGGCAAACUGCUCCAGCAAGACACCUUCACGGUUUCUGAGCAGGACAGUGGCUUCCUGUCACGAGCCAAGGAAAGACGGGUCUUCCUGUUUGAGCAGCUGGUCAUCUUCAGUGAGCCCAUUGACAGGAAGAAAGGUUUCUCACUCCCUGGUUACAUCUUCAAGAACAGCAUCAAGGUGAGCUGCCUGGGGGUGGAGCCCAGCGUGGACGGCGAUGAUACUCGGUUUGUGCUGACGUCACGUAACCCUGAUGGCAGUGUGGUGCGCUUCCUGCUGCAGGCCUCUUCCCCUGAGAUCUGCAGGGCCUGGGUCAACGAUGUGGUUCAGAUCUUGGAAACCCAGCGCAACUUCCUAAAUGCCUUACAGUCACCUAUUGAGUACCAGCGGCGAGAGAGCAAGUCUAAUAGCCUUGGCCGCAGCAUGAGGCCUCCUCUGUCUGCUGCCAGUGCCCUGCGGCCCCACUCCUCUGCCUCUAUUGACCGUCAUAAGCUGCCCUCCCUUCACUCUCACAACACCUCCUUGCCCACGCUCUACCUGCCCAGCCAAGGCCAGGGCCAAGGACCCAGCGAGACAUACUCACUGCGCGACACCACUGUGGUCCAGCCAUGCCCUGCUGACUCCCACACUGUUUCUCCAUCACAUGUCCAACUGGGCUUCACUGAUCAGCCAAGCUGUCAAGCUGUGUCAAAUGGGCUGUACACACCCACCACACAGAGUGCACAGCAGAGAGCAGGAGAGGGCUGCCGAAGGGGCCAGGCCGUUGACGCUGGGAGCCAGGGUCCACUUUCAGGCCCCUCAGCUGGACGACGGCCCAGCAACCUGGCUCAGCUAGCUGAGGAUGACCUAUGAACUCUCACACUGUCAGUCUCCCGGGUCAGGAAGACAGCAGCUAACACUACAGCUGUGGAGACAAGAAGACUUGUCUACUGUCUGUUUAUGCCAGGCUGGACCCUUAUCGGGUUCAACAAUGAUUUUUGGAGUUUAAUGAAGGAACCUGAAGGAACAUAUGAAGGAAUUAUGAGCUGCAACUAUAAAAAGACUCAGCUCCUGUUUUCAGAGAGCCGUUUAAAGGGAGGCGACUAGCCUCGGCCACCUUCAGUGUACAUGAACAGCACCCAGUGGGAUGUUACUGGGCUCAGAGUAAAAAAAAAAAACUCUCAGUGGACACUCAGAGUUAUCAUAUGUAAUUUCUGCUUUUUACCUUUUU